Monomorium pharaonis (pharaoh ant) is the source of this 576-nucleotide messenger RNA. RefSeq lists its product as uncharacterized. The coding region runs from base 1 to 576 and encodes 191 amino acids. NCBI's taxonomy places the organism in Eukaryota, Metazoa, Arthropoda, Insecta, Hymenoptera, Formicidae. The transcript has a single exon. The record is from RefSeq and is a predicted model, not a curated record.
AUGGGCUCACCUCUGUCACCUAUUAUGGCUGAUCUAGUGUUGCAGGAUUUCGAGGACAAAGCGCUGAAAGCAUUAAAGUUCGAAAUUCCGAUUUAUUAUCGAUAUGUAGAUGAUAUCCUGUUAUCUGUACCCUUGACAAUAACCACUGAAACUGUCAACAUGUUUAACAGCUUCCAUUUGAGACUUCAGUUCACUUUAGAACGUGAAAAAGACCGUUGUAUCAGCUUUUUGGACCUUUUGUUGAGAAUAACGAAUAACAAGGUCAUAAUUGAUUGGUUCCAUAAAGAUACGUUUUCGGAAAGAUAUUUGUCGUUUUUCUCGCAUCACCCUCGAUGUCACAAAAUAGGAACAAUCUGUACUCUAAUAGAUAAAGCAAUUAUGUUGUCAAAUCUAUCUUUUUGGCAAAAGAAUCUAGAAUUUUGCAUCAAUAUAUUACUGGACAACGGUUAUUCAUUAGAUCUUGUUUUGCAUGAAAUUAAUAACAGACUUAAGGAACAUUUCAAUAAUCAAGUGGAACUUACAGAUUCUCAAAAUAAUCAAGCUAAAACUGAAAGUCAGCGCAUAAAGAAAAAAUAA